This is a messenger RNA of Monoraphidium neglectum, 489 nucleotides long. RefSeq lists its product as hypothetical. Lineage: Eukaryota; Viridiplantae; Chlorophyta; Chlorophyceae; Sphaeropleales; Selenastraceae. The record is from RefSeq and is a predicted model, not a curated record. The transcript is spliced from 2 exons. The coding region runs from base 1 to 489 and encodes 162 amino acids.
AUGGUCAUCGAUGCUGAAGCCUGGGAGAUCUUGCGCAGCAAACUGAGCCUGGAGUUUGCAGUCAAUGUGGUGAGCGUACGGGUGCCGUUCACAAAAGUGACCAAGGAGGAUGGCCUGCGGCUGCUGGAUGUGCUUAGCAUCAGCAAGCCAGAUGAUGACCCCUUUCCAGGAGAGGAUUUUGAAGAUGGCGCACACCUGCCAGCAGCUGUGCAGCAAUGCACUGGGUUCAAUGUGGCUGGCGAUAUCGUGCGGCACGUCGGCAAGGAGCUUGCUGUUCGCUGCUUUGUCGGCCAUCCACGAGAGAACCCCAAAGAGGCUGGAUGUCGUGAGCUGAUAAGCCCCGUGCUGGCAGCGGCAGCACUCCUCGCUGGGGAGGUGCAGAUGCAUGCUGAGUACAGCGUGGCAGGAGUGGAGGCACAUGGCACUGUGGACUGGGUCAUGAACUUCAAGGACUUCAGCGUUGUGGUGGUGGAGGUGAGCAUCAUCUGA